Molecule: messenger RNA, 4308 nt
Organism: Aedes albopictus (Asian tiger mosquito)
Lineage: Eukaryota; Metazoa; Arthropoda; Insecta; Diptera; Culicidae
Exons: 3
Coding region: 1-4308 (1435 amino acids)
Biological process (GO): DNA integration
Molecular function (GO): nucleic acid binding
Source: RefSeq, a predicted model, not a curated record
AUGGCAACCGCCACGCGGAGUAAAAAAGCUAAACAGCUCAAGCAAUUAGUUGCCAAACGGGCUAAUUUACUGCAAUCGGCGCAAAUUAUUCACGAUUUUGAGGAACAUUAUGAUCCCUCACAACAAGCCGAGGGAGAUGCGGCUCGUAUAAUUUCGUCCCUGCCAAUUUCGGCGCACAGUUACAUUGUUGCCUGGAAAUUGAUUACUGAUCGCUACGAAGACAAGAAUCUGCUCAUCAAGCAGCAUAUCUCAGCACUCUUUUCGGUUUCUCCGCUAAGCGAGGAAUCCGCAGCUGGCCUUUCUGAGCUAGCGGAUGAGUUCGAGAAACACGUCAAGAUCUUGGACUCAUUAGAAACAAAGGCACAGCAUUGGGAUUCUGUGUUGGUUGAGCUUCUAUUCAGCCGCAUGGAUGCCACCUCGCAGAAACAGUGGGAAAGUACUCGCGACAAAACUGCUCGUCCUUUAUACGAUGACCUUAUUAAGUUCAUCCAUCAAUACUCGCGUACACUGCAGUCUCUUCAGCUCUCCCAAACCGUCUGUGCUCCGACACUGGAGGCUAAGCCAUCGAAACCACGAUGUGCAUCGAAUCAUUCGGCUGCAGAACAGCCACCCAGGUGCGCAGCGUGCCAACAGGCACAUUUUUUGUUUCAAUGCGACUUUUUUCGGAAUCAAACUCCACACCAACGUUUUGAUUUGGUGAAGCGUAACAAUUUGUGCAUCAAUUGCAUCAAGGCAACCCACCAGGCUAGGAACUGUAGCAGUGGGUCCUGCAAAUAUUGCCAGAAGAAGCAUCAUACAUUGCUUCAUCUCCCGUCAUCUGCUUCCUUGAUAACAACUGAAGCUCCACCACAUAACCGAUCCUACACUACCAUCCCAAAUCUCAAUCUGUCGCAUUCUCCUUCGGUUCCGUUAAACAGUGACCCGGAUGUCACUUCGGUGAAUCGUUCGAUUUCGUUGCCGUCGCCGUCGGUAUUUGCGCCUCGCCUGCCCUCGCCGGGAACAGUCACACCUCCGUCUACCUCCUGUCAAACCGUUACGCCGAGUAAAGUUGAUGAGAACACCGUGAUUCUGUUCACCGCUUUAGUGAAUAUUCACGAUAAUCACGGGACUCGCCAAAUGGCACGUGCGCUACUGGAUAGUGGUUCGCAAUCAAGCUUCAUUUCCGAAUCGUUGUGUCAGCGCUUAUCGCUAAACCGAACAAAAAUCAACAUGCCCGUCAACGGCAUCGGCCAAUCCAUUGUUAAUGUACGAUACGCAGUGUCAGUGAACAUUUCAUCCCGCUUCAGUGCACAACACUUUCCGUUGGACUGCUUGGUGCUACCGAAGCUAACAGUAAACCUCCCUACGAAGACAGUGAAUAUCAGUUCAUGGAGAAUUCCCAAACAUCUUCCGUUGGCGGAUCCACAGUUUUUCCAGUGCCACGGUAUCGAUUUAAUUAUCGGUGCUGAGCUCUUGCCGUUCAUUCUACAACCGGAACAAAUACAUUUCGACGACCAACUGCCGCCGCUUCAGAAGACAAGCUUUGGAUACGUGUUCUCUGGAAAGGUACCCACAUCUGCGACAACUCCAGUUACCUGUCUUGUCUCUACUUUCGACAACCUGGAUGCACAAGUGAAAAAAUUUUGGGAAGUUGAAAAUUUCGACACCGGAAAAUGUUUUUCUGCCGAAGAACAGCUAUGCGAAGCACACUUCGUAUCUACGCACUGUCGGAACAGCGAAGGCCGGUAUGUAGUGCGUCUUCCGGUUCGAGAGGAACUUCUUCCGUCUAUUGGAGACACCUGGAGCACUGCCGCUCGCCGAUUCUCUGCCGUAGAAAGACGUUUUCGCUCUGAUGAAACGCUGCAUAAGAGCUAUGCAGAAUUUAUGGAAGAGUACGAACGGCUCGGUCACAUGGAGGAGGUGAUGACUCGCGUCGCGUUGCCCCAGUAUUUUCUGCCCCAUCAUGCGGUAAUUCGCCCAGAAUCGUCGACAACGAGAAUUAGGGUGGUCUUCGAUGGCUCAUCUAAAAGCAGCAAUCAACUCUCUCUGAACGAUCUUCUCCUCACUGGGCCUACAGUUCAACCACCUAUGCUAUGCACCGUGAUAAACUUUCGAUUCCACCGCUUCGUCAUGAAGGCGGACGUGGAAAAGAUGUUUCGUCAGAUUCUAGUUCAUCCCGAUGACCGAAAUCUACAACAGAUUGCCUGGAGAAAGAGUGAAAACGAGCCGUUGAAGAUCUACCGUUUAAACACUGUCACAUAUGGUACUUCUUGUGCCCCGUUCUUAUCAACACGAGUUCUCAAUCAGCUUGCGGACGAUGAAGGUCGUGAUUUCCCGCUUGCUGCUGCUAUCAUCAAGGAGGACUGCUACAUUGAUGAUGUCCUCACUGGAGCCACCACUAUCGAAGCUCUGCUUGACGCCAACAAACAGUUAAACGGACUUUUCGCAAGAGGCGGCUUUUCCCUUCGAAAGUGGAGCGCUAAUCAUCCAAGCAUUCUGGAACAGAUUCCAGAUGAUCUCAAGGAAGAUCAAACAUCAUUGGAACUCGAUCGAUCUUCAUCAAUUAAGACUCUUGGACUUCUUUGGUUUCCAAAAGAGGACAAUUUUGGAUUCAAAGUUCCAGAACUUCAAACUAUUUCGAAGCUGACGAAACGUACUGUACUAUCGGAGAUGUCCUCGCUGUUUGACCCGUUGGGUCUUGUAGGUCCAGUGGUAGCAAGCGCAAAGAUGUUUGUUCAGCAAUUGUGGCAGGAGAAACUAGAUUGGGAUGAAGAACUUCAAGAACCUCUCCGAUCAUGGUGGCUGUCAUUUCGAACUUCGAUUAGUAGCAUCCGAAAUCUUCGCGUACCUCGAUGGGUAUUCGGAGAAAAUGUAAAGCAGUUUGAGUUGCAUUGUUUUGUUGAUGCCUCUUCGAAAGGGUAUGGAGCUUGUAUCUAUGCAGUUUCCGGAAGUUCGUCCACGAUCCUUACCAGUAAUUUGCUUAUAGCAAAAUCACGAGUCGCUCCAGUAAGUGGCUAUUCUACCCCACGAUUGGAACUCUGCGCAGCCGUUCUGGGAAGUCAACUGGCGGAUAACAUUUGCAAAGCAACAAAAUUCGCCUCGAAGAUCACUUUCUGGUCAGACUCCUCUAUCGUGCUGCAUUGGAUCAGCUCGUCAUCGUCUUCAUGGAAAAUAUUCGUUUCCAACCGCGUUGCUGAAGUCCAGAAGCUCUCCGAAGGUGCCCAGUGGCGGCAUGUACCUACACAAGAAAACCCUGCUGAUCGUUUAUCCCGAGGAAUGCAACCUGAAGACAUUGAGGACGAUAUGCUAUGGUGGCAUGGACCAUCCUUUUUGCUCGAACCACCAAGUGGUUGGCCAGAUCCGAUCAUUCCGCUGUCGGCGACCGAUGUUCAACAGCAGUCGACUGAGCAACGACAAAUAAUCUCAUUUGUAGCCGUUACAUACGACGAUUCGCUAAUUCGUAGAGGUGCAUCAGUAAAGGUGUGGGUCGCAGUGUACGUUUGUUUCGCCGUGAAAGCCGUAGUCCUCGACAUUGUCGCCGGUUUGUCGACGGAGUCGUGCGUCAAUUCGUUAAGGCGCUUCGUGAGUCGUGUCGGUCGCGUUCGUACUAUACACUGUGACAACAGCACUACGUUCGUCGGCGCGUUUCGUGAAAUUAAGGAGAUGCGACAAGUUUUGGUGGAUCAGCUGAGCAACACUGCGUGGACAACUGAAUGUUUGGAAAGAGGCAUCGAGUUCCAGUUUAUUCCGCCACGGGCACCACAUUUUGGCGGCCUAUGGGAGGCCGCAGUAAAGGCCUUCAAACGGUUAUUUCUGAAAACCAUCGGGGCUGCUCCGCAUCACUACGACGACAUGCGCACAGCCGUUGCGCAAGCAGAGUGCAUCAUGAACUCUAGGCCAUUGACACCUCUAUCCAACGAUCCGCAGGACCUCUCCGCACUGACCCCUGGUCACUUUCUUCUAGGAGAGUCUAUCUAUUGCUUACCUGAGCCAGAUCUUUCCGAGGUUCCGACUAACCGUCUCAACCAUUUCCAGGCUACUCAACGCUCUGUCACCGACCUUUGGAAGCGUUGGUCCAAGGAAUACAUUGGGCUACUGCAUCAACGGCCUGCAAAAUGGCGGAAGACACCCACCGAAUUUCGCGUUGGUACCAUGGUACUAGUGAAGAAAGAUGACGUACCAUCGAAGCAAUGGCCUCUUGGUAGAGUCGUGGCCGUAUUUCCCGGAAACGACAAUAUCGUUCGCGUAGUAGAUGUGCGCACCCAGCUUGGCGUCCGACGUCGUGCAACCUCUGAGUUAUGCGUUCUUCCUACCGAUAACAACCAGUGA